AUGAAUAACUCCCAGCAACAUUCUAUUCGAUUUGCCAAGAAGCAGGUCUCGAGGAAGAGAGCGACAAAGGCAUGCCUCAAAUGCCGUAAACGCAAGGUCAGGUGUGAUGUCACCCGCACCUCGACACCUUGCACCAACUGUCGUCUCGAUGGUUGCGAAUGCGUCGUUGCUCGUCGCGCAGAUGCUUUUCCCGAAUCAAAUGGCCCUUCGUCAAUCGCCUCAAAUGAUAUCCUACGCGAUUGCGAGGCCGUCACGACAGCCGAAUCACCAGCUUCCAGCAACGACAGCCCGCCAAGUCCCAUCGAAGAGGCUUCCUCCGCCCUAUUAAACCUCGAAGAAAGCGAAUACAAAUCUCCACACCAUCGCGACCGGGCAGAUAUUGCUACACCAAUCAACCCGACGCCAGAAAAUGUAUUCGAGGUCGAGCGCAUAGAGGAAUUAACGCCAGCGUCUUUCCAAUCCGCUUCAUCAGUCGUAACCAUCGAAGAACCAUGCGAACCAGUACGAUCCGAAUUAAAAGCCUUAUACUCGUCGAUGCCGUUCUUGAGAACGUUAAAUAUGCGCGAUUGCGAUUUCAAUCACCUCAACACCCAAGGCUGUCUACGCGUUCCGUCCAAGCCCAUCCUCGAUCAAUUUAUGAAACAUUAUUUUCUAUAUAUCCACCCGCUAUUACCUCUUUUAAACGAAGCCGACUUCUGGAGUGCCUAUGACCCAACGCCCUCAGAUAAUGCCAAUCCUGGUACACCUGUAUCGAUGCUUCUGCUGCAAUCGAUGAUGUUUGCAUCAUGCACUUUCGUUUCAAAAGAAAGUCUUCAAACUCUUGGCUUCUCAACCAUUCUCCAAGCAAAAGAGUCUUUUUACACAAAGGCCAAACUAUUAUAUGACUUCUCCACCGACCCCGACCCCGUCUCUAUCGCACAAGCCGCACUCCUCCUAACAUACUGGUGCCCAACCUUCCGCUCUGGUCCUCGAAAGGCAAACAGUAGAUGGCUCAGAAUAGCAAUCCAGCACGCCAAGUCCUGUGGGGCUCAUCAAUACGACAUGCCCAGCUUGGGACUAACAGUCUCGCAGCAGGAUAUGAAGCGACGAAAUGUCUUCAAGCGUGUCUGGUGGUGUUGCAUUAUCCGCGAUCGUAUCAUGCCGAUUUGCGUGAGACGGAAUAUUCAGAUCUCAAGUUCGCAUUUUGACUUUGCUUCUUGCUCACCACUGGGAUAUGAUGACUUGGUAGAUGAGCUCGAGUCGUCACGCGUUUAUAAUAUUGCCACCAAGCACAAGCUCAUUCUUGCUUUGGAGAGACUUACAGAGUUGUGUGUUACGUUGACGGACAUCCUCAGUUUGGUCUAUCCAACUGAAAGCAUACCGAUAUUGGACGCCGAGGCACAUUCAUCAGCGUAUGUGAAGGUACAAGAGCACAAGAGAUCGCUGAGGUUUUGGGCUACUGCUACAAGGCCACCUUUGGCACUCAAGGAUCUCACACAAAACGCUGGGCCACAUGAAGAUUCUGCAGUGCUGUUUACGAACCUGGUCUGGAUCUACUUCCACGCGAGCCAAGUAGCCCUUUGCAACUAUGAACUUCACCUCGGUCUCGUCCUUGGCCUCAUCACACAGAGACCGAAAGAAACCCAAUUCCUCAAAAACAACAGAAGAGAUCUGAGAAGCGCUACGAAAGCCAUAGCCGAAUGCUUUGCCCGUUUACAUCCACACCGUCUAACGCGCUGGCUACCGAGUAGCGCAGUAGCAUGCACAGCCCUCCCACUCGCGAUGCACAUGGUAGAUAUCAAAAUGUCCGCGGCCUCUUCCGCUGCCGAGAUCUGGUCCCGACCAGACGUUGCUUCAAAACAGUCACGACUGAAUGUCCUCAUUCAAGUGUUCAGAGAACUCCAUCCUAAAUACGACGGCGUGCAUUCUAUCUCCAAGACAAUUCGGUAUUUUAUGGAAUGCGUUGGCGUCAACGAGCCUACGCAAAUGAUGAUCACAAACGACCAGAGCGAUGUACUCGCACGAAGUCCUGCCCAAUAUCUACGGCUUGCUUUGACAAUCGACGUGUGUCUGAGCCAAGAUCGUCUCGUACAAGACAGUGACUUUCCCGCUGCCCUGAGACGUUUCGUCAGCAGGAAUCAAUCACUUAUGCCCAUACUUCUGGGCCAACCCAGCAUUCCAAUACCGAUGCAAAUGACAAGACCAGUAGUGUUGCCCUGUCCAGCAUCGCCACGCCCGUUAUCGCCCAAUACUUAUGCAAGAAGCUUUUCGCGCUGGAUGGAGGAUGAUCCAACGGUCAGCUUCGCCCUUCAAAUGGGGAUCGACGUUGGCACACGACCCCAGGUGGUACAGGAAGUCACAGAAAGGGCGCAGAAGGCUUACUCAGUCAGCACUGAGGAGACUGAAACGUCACCCUCUGACAACUCGCAGGUUGACAGUUCUCAGGGAGAUGAUGAGCAGGUUGAUGAGACUGUUGAUAGGACGAGUGAUGCCCCAAUGUCGGGUAUGACGGAGGAUCUGCUGCAACGUCUGCAAGGCGCAAUAAACUGGGCUCAGAACGAUCAGUCCCUCUCAUUUGCGCAGGAUGUAGGCUUAUUUCCAGAGGGUAUGUGGUUGAACCAGGGAUACUUGUAA
Messenger RNA from Fusarium venenatum, 2613 nucleotides. Its product is annotated as fungal-specific transcription factor domain-containing protein. The record is from RefSeq and is a predicted model, not a curated record. Gene Ontology annotation, biological process: regulation of DNA-templated transcription; DNA-templated transcription. NCBI's taxonomy places the organism in Eukaryota, Fungi, Ascomycota, Sordariomycetes, Hypocreales, Nectriaceae. Gene Ontology annotation, molecular function: DNA-binding transcription factor activity, RNA polymerase II-specific; zinc ion binding; DNA binding.